AUGUCUCAAUUAUCGCCUGAUGAAACUCUUCGUAUUGUUCGUCAUUUCCUUUUGAGCUCUCCUCCUGGACAAUUUGAAGACGUCUUGUACGAUAUCAGAGAAUUGGUAGCCAAUGAUCAACUUUUAAACACUGGAGCCUUUGAUAUCUUCCGUACUUACAAUGUUGAACAAUUGAUUCCUGUUGAAGUCCCUAAUCAGACCUACAAGGUGAUUUUGUCCAAGUACAAUGAAGUUACACCACAGACUUAUCUUGAUCCAGUCUCUGAUCAGGUCCUCACCGUAGAUCACGUCAAAGGACAAGUUACUGGUGUUUCUCCUGCUUCUUCUGACAUUCUCAACAACUCGUUGAAACAAAAGAAGGACAAACUUGUCAAGGCCAUUCAAAAGUAUGUGGAUGACCAUUACCUUUCUGGUAUCUCGAGUGUUUUCCCAUCACAAAGAGAUGACCAAAAGGGUGAAUUAAUUAUUUGCAUUACUGCCAGCAAAUUCAAUGAUAAGAACUUUUGGAGUGGUAGAUGGAGAAGUGUGUAUCGUGUGAGUUUUGCCGAUGACAAGGUCAAAGUUUCUGGUUCCAUGAAAGUCAAUUGUCACUACUAUGAGAAUGGUAACGUUCAAUUGAACACUUCAAAGGAGCACGCAGAGACUGUCGACGGAGGUGAUUCCUUUGCUGAUAACAUUGUCAAGAUGUUGGUUAAGGCGGAGGGUAAUUUCCAAACUCAAAUUGAUACCUCUUGUGCCAACUUGAACGAAACAUUCAAGAGUUUGAGACGUCCAUUGCCAAUGACCAAGACUUUGUUCGAUUUUGCCUCCUCUCAACACAAAUUGGCUCGUGAGUUUGGUGGUAAUUAA
Molecule: messenger RNA, 849 nt
Organism: Naegleria lovaniensis
Lineage: Eukaryota; Heterolobosea; Eutetramitea; Acrasida; Naegleriidae
Exons: 1
Coding region: 1-849 (282 amino acids)
Biological process (GO): actin cytoskeleton organization; barbed-end actin filament capping
Cellular component (GO): F-actin capping protein complex; actin cortical patch
Molecular function (GO): actin filament binding
Source: RefSeq, a predicted model, not a curated record